This is a messenger RNA of Quercus lobata, 468 nucleotides long. Its product is annotated as ubiquitin-NEDD8-like protein RUB2. Gene Ontology annotation, molecular function: protein binding. The record is from RefSeq and is a predicted model, not a curated record. The coding region runs from base 1 to 468 and encodes 155 amino acids. The transcript has a single exon. Lineage: Eukaryota; Viridiplantae; Streptophyta; Magnoliopsida; Fagales; Fagaceae.
AUGCAGAUUUUUUUGAGAAACCUUAAGGGGGAGAAUAGCCUUCUAGAGUUUGAGAGCACAGAAACCAUUGAAAACAUCAGGGCCAUGAUUCAAGAAAAAGAAGGUGUCACUCUUGAAAAACUUUGCCUGAUUUUUCAAGGCUGUACAACUUUAAGAGAUGGUCAUACUCUUGCUGAUUAUAACAUCCAAGACUACAAUCAGAUCAAUGUGGUUUUAAGGCUUGCAGGAGGAACAAGGAUCUUGGUGAAAACUCUUACAGGCAAAGAGCUUGAACUCAACGUUGAGCCGAAUGAUACCAUUGAAAGGAUCAAGGAGCGUGUUCAGGAAAAAGAAGGGAUUCCUCCUAUGCAGCAAAGGCUUAUUUAUGGAGGCAAGCAGAUUGCAGACGAGAAAACAGUUCGAGAUUACAAAAUCGAGGGUGGCUCUGUGCUUCAUCUUGUGCUUGCGUUGAGGGGUGGUCGUUUAUGA